AUGCGGGUAACCAUGAGUGUUGCAAUUGUAUGUAUGACAGGACCUGAGAAUAACACAAGCAAUGCCGGUGGGAAUGAUUCCGAAAGCGAUUUGCCAGAGUUAUUUACAAUACGAGUCCAGGUAAAGUUAUCAGACCAAGAUGAUAGGUUUGACUGGGACAAAGAAACUCAAGGGCUUAUACUUGGUUCAUUUUAUCUUGGAUAUGCGCUAACACUAUUACCAAGCGGUUGGUUUGCGGGAAGAUAUGGCGGAAAACAAUUGUACGGCUGGAGCAUGUUUGUAUGCGCUGUUGCAACAUUACUCACACCAUUAGCUGCGAGGACAAGUGUGGUUGUGCUUAUAGUUAUACGUGUUUUCACUGGACUAUGUCAGGGUGUAGGUUGUCCGUGUAUGCAGACUUUGUUGUCUUACUGGAUACCUCCGUUGCAAAGAAGUUCAUCUGCAAGUUUUGUCUACACUGGGACACAGAUUGGUGUAAUGCUAGCAUUUUCCCUCAAUGGUGUCCUGUGUGUCGAUGGAUUCGAUGGUGGUUGGCCUAGCAUAUUCUACGUAUUUGGUAAGACUGAUAUGUUCUUGCAUAGGCUGUUACAAAAGUCCUCGAGUACGCCAUGGUCAAAGAUACUUACAUCACUGCCUGUGUGGGCAAUCAUUGUUUCAGAAACUUGUGCUGAAUGGGGAACAUACAGCUUUUUGACCAAUAUACCGACCUAUAUGGAAGAUGUUUUAAAAUUUGAUAGCAAAAAGGCGGGAUAUCUUGCUUCACUACCGUAUCUUGGCUUCUGGGUCGUUUGGAACGUGUCUGCUCAUCUUGCCGACUUCCUUCGAAAACGAGGCUACAUUUCAACUACAACAGCAAGGAAAGUCUUUAACAGCAUUGGCAACAUCUUACCGGCAAUAGGUAUUACUAUCAUGGGAAAUGUUGCCGACAACCCGGGUAUUGCAGUUGCCAUGUUGAUUUUGGGUGUGGCUAUGUCUGGAUGCCAGUACGGGAGUGGUUUUAUAGUAAAUCCUGUCGACAUUGCUCCAAGAUAUGCUGGUAUCAUUAUAGGGAUUGCUAGUACUACCGGUUCACUUGCAGGUUUCUUCGCACCCUUGGCAAUUGGAUUUAUAACAGUAGAUAAAACUAAAGAGCAGUGGAAGACAGUAUUCUAUAUUACGGCUGCAAUCUACACAUUUGGCGCAAUAUUCUACAUCAUAUUUGCAUCGGGGGAAUUACAGGAUUGGGCUCGUGAUGAGGAUGAUGACCAAGAAAUUCGCGUAGUAGAUAAAAGUGCAACUCUCGAAGUAAAAACUGAUGACGAGAAAGUAACGCACAUGUAGAUUUCAGUAUACAUGCAUAAUAAUAAAAAGUACAAUGUACAAACAAAAUUGCCAAAAUAACAAAUAAUUUCAACAGGAAUGGGUUGGUCCGGUGAAAAGGAUGUAUAAAUGUGAAAAAGUAAUCAUUACCCAGUACAUGGGGGGGGGGGGGGGGGGAAUGUUUUGUCAGGAUUAACAUCACAAAGGCAGUAUUAUGGGUAUAUAGCGACAUUUAAUAUUUUUUGCGGACGAAGAUCCACGGUGCCUCUCUAAGAAAAGGGCACCCUGGUAGAACCACAUACCUUUCAUGUGCUUCAUGGAGCACUUCCUCACAUAAAGAAUUCUAUCCCUCAUGUAAAGUUUCUCCUAUAUUAGUGACGGGCAAGUGAUUCUGUGUCUGUGACCUUUACUACACUGCCACGAAGGUUCCACAGUGCAUGGAGAAACGACAAUCUUAUCUGUUCAAAUAUGGAAUACAAUUUAGUGCAGUAUUGUUUCUUAACUGUCGAGAAAAUAGCAAAAUAUGUAAUGAAAUAUUAUAUUCAUACUAAAGGGAAGAUUAUAAUUAUAGAUUAACUUAUAAACUGGUGUGUAAAUGGAAGGAUUGAAAUGAAAAAUUAUUAAUUACUGUCAAGUAUGUUUACAUAUACAUGUAUAGUAUAUUAAUACGAAGUUCAUUGUAGUUGACGAUAAAAUAGUUAAACUGUAUUAUGUACCAAACAAAACAAUAGUUCACCAUUUUCGCCAUAAGUUUUAUAAUGUUGUGUGCUGGAAAAAUAAAUUUGAUUGCUAUCACACCA
This is a messenger RNA of Mercenaria mercenaria, 2099 nucleotides long. Its product is annotated as sialin-like. The record is from RefSeq and is a predicted model, not a curated record. Gene Ontology annotation, biological process: monoatomic anion transport; transmembrane transport. The transcript has 9 exons. The coding region runs from base 1 to 1320 and encodes 439 amino acids. Gene Ontology annotation, molecular function: transmembrane transporter activity. NCBI's taxonomy places the organism in Eukaryota, Metazoa, Mollusca, Bivalvia, Venerida, Veneridae.